This is a messenger RNA of Panicum virgatum (switchgrass), 1001 nucleotides long. RefSeq lists its product as uncharacterized. The transcript is spliced from 2 exons. The record is from RefSeq and is a predicted model, not a curated record. The coding region runs from base 544 to 798 and encodes 84 amino acids. Lineage: Eukaryota; Viridiplantae; Streptophyta; Magnoliopsida; Poales; Poaceae.
AUGUUUCUCUAGCUUCUCCUCUGCUUUGCCCUUUACCGUUGGGGUAAACGCGUGUCCCCACCCGGCAUCCCCGGCCUGGCUUCAGCACUGGAACCAGCAGGGGGCGCGACAGUUGGGCCUGCAACGAUAGGGCAGAAACGGCUCGGGCCAGGCCGACAGCUCACGAGCACAGAGGAUCCAAUGAAUUUGUUCUAUUCUUUCUGUUCAUACCAGGGGUAGAAAAGCACAACGCGGAGUAAAUAUUCUGCCCCGAAAGGAAAUCAAAGCAUGAUGGGCAUCUUUGCCACCUCCUGCAGUCCUGCUGGCGAAGCAAAGCCAAAACUUUCUGCUCCUGCAACGACCUGUGUAUAGUGUAUAAAAAGACAAGCCUGCAAGACACGAGCAGGCAGGCAGGCAGAAGCUGAGAGAGGGCAAGCUAAGCUCUCAGCCGUGCUUGCUGCUUGCUUAUCCUUGGAGCAAGAGACCGCGAAAAUCGUCUACUCAAGGAAAAGAUUCCGUAAGCAGAGUCUCCUCGCUUUGUUCUGGGCGCAGCUCCUCCAAUCCAUGGGUUCCAAGGACGACGCGCCGACGUGGGCGGACCAGUGGGGCUCCGGCGACGACGACGGGGCCAGCGCCGGCAACGGCAAGGCGGGCGGUGACAAGAAGACGGUCGCCGGCAACGUGAAGGCGGCGGCGUCGGGUGGGCUCGUCAAGGCCAAGGCGGCGGCGCUGGUGGGGGCGCACAAGGUCAAGUCCGGGACGAGCAGCGGCAUCAAGUGGGUGAAGGAGCAGUACCAGAAGAGGGCGUCGUCCAAGUGAGCCGCCAUGCGCGAGGAUGUGUUCAUCCGUUUGCAGUUGCACUGAGCAAUCAGCAAUGGGAUUUUAACUCCUUUCCUCUUGUAUUGGAUUUGGAUGUAGACUUUUGGAUUGCAAUUGGCUGCUUUCUAACUUGUAAGACGAUGGCCAUUCUUAUGAUUUUGCGUGUGGUUUUAGUCCAGAUGAUUUUGCACAAGUUCAUGCUA